This is a messenger RNA of Melanotaenia boesemani (Boeseman's rainbowfish), 1921 nucleotides long. RefSeq names its product UPF0489 protein C5orf22 homolog. The coding region runs from base 437 to 1636 and encodes 399 amino acids. The transcript is spliced from 12 exons. NCBI's taxonomy places the organism in Eukaryota, Metazoa, Chordata, Actinopteri, Atheriniformes, Melanotaeniidae. The record is from RefSeq and is a predicted model, not a curated record.
AUACAAGCCAUCUGUGUUACUCCACCAACAGAUGUGUGGGAGUAUGGGAAUGGGAAGGCUGCAACAGACGCUGCAAACUCACAGCUGACACCAGGGCUCUCGUGUGGGAUGGAUUUUUAAGAGGAUUGGCCAGGUGUGCCCUGUUGGGUACAGAUCCUUCUGGAUGGCGAGCUAGACUCAAGAGUUUGAGCCCUGCAACACACAACAACCUUCUGCAGUCUGGUAGGAGGCUGUUUGAAAGCCAGCCCACUCCCAUCUUUUUGUCCUGCUCACCGCUCACAUUUACACUGGUUGAAGAGCGCGCAUAUGGACAUUUAUUCAAUUUUCAUGGACUUUGUUUAUUAUUUGACAACUCAUACAUACUGCAUUGUGAAAGGUUGUGUGUCCAAUCUACCGGGCCAUUGCGUCCAGACAUCUUCCACUUCAGAAUAUCCAGAUGGUUCAUUUGGACUCUCACCCUGACCUGCUCGUCCCCGUCAACAUGCCUGCUGACACGGUCUUUGACAAAGAGAAACUCUUCAGUGAACUGAGUAUAGAAAACUGGAUAAUGCCCAUGGUGUAUGCUGGUCAUGUGUCCGGUGUGGCAUGGCUGCAUCCAUACUGGUCCCAGCAAAUCAGAGAAGGAGAACACAAGAUGACUGUAGGCAGAGACUCCUCUACCACCACCAUCAGGCUGACUUCUACAGAUAAUUAUUUCCUCAGUGAUGGUCUGUAUGUUGGUGAAGACCAGCUGGAGAGCUCAAAGCCUCUGAGACUGAACGUGGUCAGAGUCAAUCCGGUCAAACCAAGUCACAUUACAGGGCAAAGCACUGAGAAGGACACAGAGGGAUGUUUUGCCAAGAGACCUCGGACGGAGAGGAGUAAGGAUGGAGAAACCAGUCAUACCCAGUCCCACUCAGCAACCACUGACCCACUGCAGCCAGCAGGGGGCAGCAGCAGCAAUGGGAUGUUAGAUGGUGAUGAUGGUGAAGGAUCCACCAGUUAUGUUGUUGAGAGAAUAACUUCAUUUCUGGAUGAAAACGACCCAUACAUCCUGGACAUUGAUAUGGAUUUCUUCUCCUGUAAAAACCCCUUUAAGGAAUUAUACACAGAGGAGGAAUACUCCCUCUUGAAGGAGCUGUACAACUUCAGAGAACCCGGCCUGAAUGCCAAUAAGGAGGAGCUCGAUGAAUGUGUCGACCGUCGUAUUCAUCAGUUAGAAGACCUGGAAGGAGCAUUUGCUGAUCUCCUGGAGGAUGAUGGAGAAGAGACAGUUAAACACUGGGCCAGCAAACCAGGCAUGUCUUCGUUAUCCCAACUGGUUUCUAUUAUGAAGGCAAAAAAUCCCAGUCCUGACUACGAAAUGGUUCACCAGGCAGGGUUAACCUGCGACUCAGUUGAGCUUCCUCAUCACAUCAGCUCUGACGAGGAGAUCGACAGAUUAAUUUUAGCUGUUCAGCGGUUCCUGGAUGCUCUGCCCCCCCCCACACUGGUGACCAUAUCCAGGUCCAGUCUGGAUGAGUACUGCCCUGCCAAACAGGUGGAUUCAAUCCAGAGCAAAGUUCUGGCCAUUCUGGGUGACCUGUAUGGAGAACUGGACCUGCAUAAAGAUUAUGAAACCAAUAACAUAGACACUAAGGACGGUCCGAAAAUAUAAAUAUUCAGUAACUCCUAUUUACAUGUGUGUAAGCUUUCAUCAACACUGACAUUAAACAUUGUGUGCAGUGAAAUGCAGUUUUGAUCGGACCAAAGAAGAGGUCUCAGUUAACUCUGGUGUGGUGCGCCGGCAAUGUGAAGGCCAACGGACCUUCCAGUGAACCAUGAGGAAGAAAGUAGUUCGACAUGGUGGAUAUUUGGCUGCCUGCCUUGCUGGCUCAUACCAGACAGAUUCUGGUGAAUUGGUGUUGUAUACUGCAAAUAAAGCUCAACUGAAUUAAAUUUA